AUGAAUAUCACUUUCUCUUGCAGCACGGCCUCAAUAUCCACAGAUAAAAAGACCGCGUCCAAGGCCGAUCCAAUUUUUAGCGUCUUCAUGGACGAGUCCUCAGAUGAGGAGGAAGAGGAGGACGAGAGAGAGGGCGAGGACGAUGAAGAGGACGAUGAAUAUGACCUCGAAGGUCAUCAAGCCGACAACAACUUCUCUUCGGCCCAGCUGGACUGGAUAGAGAGCAGCUGCAGCAACUUGGAAAACUUUAUCAUGUCCUACGGGUUCAGGUUCUAUGAUGAGAAUGAUGUCAAGGAAACAAAGGCGAUAGUGGAUGCCUUUAUAGGCGAGGACAAGGGACCGGUUUGA
Messenger RNA from Trematosphaeria pertusa, 348 nucleotides. RefSeq lists its product as uncharacterized. The record is from RefSeq and is a predicted model, not a curated record. The transcript has a single exon. The coding region runs from base 1 to 348 and encodes 115 amino acids. Lineage: Eukaryota; Fungi; Ascomycota; Dothideomycetes; Pleosporales; Trematosphaeriaceae.